AUGUCCUGCCUCCAGCCGCCCGGUAACCACCGGACAAUACCAUCACGACCCAAACUCACUCUCCAAACCACCUCGCUGCCUCUCACCUUUGGCUCCUCCACCACCGGCCUCUCCCGCUACGCCGCGAGCGCUGGGGCAUCGCCGACAGUGCGCAAUACCUUCAAGAACGCCUACGAUGUCGUCUCGCCCUCCUCCGCGACCAGCUCGCCCUCCAAAACCACCUCCAGCCACCGAUUUCCCACCGGCAAACCCAUCUCUCCCUACGUCCAUCAACCCGCCUCCAACCCAUCAACUACCAAUACCUUCAACUACCGCAGCGCCUACCAACUCCCCAUCGGCGUGCGCAGCAUCCUCCGCAACUCGCCGCUGGAAGGAGCCUCACGACGCCGCUCAGGUUCCAUCUCAGCGGGCGCUUGUGGACCCGGCGGCGCAGGCGCACGCCGAGUCUUCUUCCCCGCGAAGAAAUCAGUGAGCUUCCGCAAUACGCUCGAAGAAGAAAUCCGCACAGAGCGAUACACAGCCCAACACCUGGAUCUGGUGCGCGAGGGCGAGGAGGCAGAGGCAGUGCACGAGGCAGACAACAACGACAGUGGGGCCGUCUCCGCAUCACACACCGCCGAAAGCCCCGACGACUAUUCCGAGGGUAGCCUCUCGCUCUCCGAGUCCAGUACCUCCGACGAAGGCAGUACCGACGAGACUUCUGCCAGCGAUACAUCGCUCUCCAAGCUGGAGCGCAAGAAACGGCGCACCAUGCGCGCGGAGCGGCAGGUUCGCGCUGUGGCGCUGCUGGAUGGCUUGGAGGCGGAUCCGUAUGCCUCGACGCCGCAGACGCCGCGGCAGGGGAGAGUUAAGCGGCGUCGGGAUUGGAGGUGGACUCUUGGCCCGAUUGAGGGGAGUCCGGAUAGUGCUACUGCAAGCACUCAUGCAGAUGUGCCGUCGUUUCAAGUGCCCUUGGAGCAUAUUGAGCAGCCUGUCUGUGUAUUGGCUGGGCCGCAGCCGGAUUCAAAAUUCCAAUAA
Molecule: messenger RNA, 1017 nt
Organism: Penicillium argentinense
Lineage: Eukaryota; Fungi; Ascomycota; Eurotiomycetes; Eurotiales; Aspergillaceae
Exons: 1
Coding region: 1-1017 (338 amino acids)
Source: RefSeq, a predicted model, not a curated record